Centruroides sculpturatus (bark scorpion) is the source of this 3625-nucleotide messenger RNA. RefSeq names its product peroxidasin-like. Bases 71 to 3625 code for a protein of 1184 amino acids. Gene Ontology annotation, molecular function: protein binding; peroxidase activity; heme binding. Gene Ontology annotation, biological process: response to oxidative stress. The record is from RefSeq and is a predicted model, not a curated record. Lineage: Eukaryota; Metazoa; Arthropoda; Arachnida; Scorpiones; Buthidae. The transcript has 17 exons.
GUCGGUCGGUGAGUUAAGUCACGAGGCGUGCGGUAGAAGUGGGAGAAAGCCGAGUUCCCAGCUACAGAAUAUGGCUAUUAUUCUCUUAUUGCUAUUUAUCGUCGGCGCGGCCUCUCCCGCGUUUGCAUUUUGUCCUUACAGAUGCCUCUGCUUCCGAACCACAGUCAGAUGCAUGUUUUUACAAUUAGAAAAAGUUCCCGAAGUAGCCGAAGAUACCACUAUUUUAGAUUUACGAUUCAAUAAAAUCAAAGCUAUUCCUCCAAAUACUUUCGAAAAAUUAAAGAAUUUGAACACCCUAUUACUGAAUAACAAUCACAUAACAAAAAUAGAAAACGAAGCUUUUAACGGUCUGAAAGAAUUGAGAUAUUUAUAUUUAUAUAAAAACAGAAUACGAUUAAUAGAAGCUGAUGCAUUUAAAGGUCUUCAUAAAUUAGAACAAUUGUACAUCCACUUCAAUAAGAUAGAAAAGAUACAAACUGAAACAUUUGCUGAUCUUCCAGCUUUAGAAAGACUCUUUUUGCAUAAUAAUAAACUUUCUAGAAUUCCUCCUGGAGUAUUCCGAAAAUUAGACUCAUUAAGACGAUUACGAUUGGAUUCUAAUGCAUUAAUAUGUGAUUGUGAAUUGUUCUGGUUAGCAAAAAUGCUUAAAGAUAAACAAUCAACUACUCAAGCUGCAGCUACGUGUGAAUUUCCAAGCCCUCUUCAAGGAAAAUCUAUUAUGGCUCUUGACAGUGAUGAUUUUAGAUGCAAAAUGCCAAAAUUAACAGAAGAACCUCAUGAUGUAGAUGUGUCAUUUGGUGGUACAGCUUAUUUUAAUUGUAAAGCAGAUGGUGAUCCCAAACCUGAUAUUGUAUGGUUGCAUAACAACAAUGAAAUAAUUCCAGAAGAUGAACAGCGAUACAGUAUUUUAAGUGAUGGAACUUUAAUGAUAACUGAAGCUCAAGACUAUCAUGAAGGUGUUUAUGAAUGUAAAGCAAAAAAUUUAGCUGGUGAAGUGAAAUCUAGAGCUGCAAAAAUGCAAUAUUACACUAACAAAGCCAAACUUCAUUUUGUGGAAACUCCUUCCAAUCUUAGAAUCCAGUUAGGAUCAAUAGCUGUUUUGCCAUGUAAAGCAGUUAGUACUCCGCCACCAACAAUUAAUUGGACCCAUAAUAAUUUAUUAUUGUCGUUAACUUCUAGACAUCACAUUUCACAAAAAGGAACAUUAACAAUAGAAAAUGUUGAAAAAAGAGAUGCUGGAAUCUAUAAUUGCAUUGCAUCAAAUCAAUUGACAAAAAUAUCUUCUUCAGCUCAGCUUACAAUAUUAGUAUUACCCACUUUUCUGGAAAGACCUCGAGAUCAAGAAAUUACUGAAGGUCGUACAGUAAAUUUAACUUGUCGUGUGGAUGGAUUUCCUCGACCUAUUAUUUCGUGGGGAAAAGAUGGACAACCACUCAACUUAACUAGUGGACAUUUUGAAGUGUUUGAUGAGGGUAAUAUGUUACGUAUUUACAACACUCAAAAAUCAGAUGAGGGUUUCUAUCAGUGCCAAGCAGAAAAUGAGAUAGGGCAAAGAAAUUCAAGUGCUUUUCUUUUUGUUAGAGAAAAAGCACCACCUGUAUUUUCUCGAACACCUGAUGAUAUGAAAGCUAUAAUUGGCUCAAAUAUUGAGUUACCAUGUCAUGCCAAAGGUGAUCCACCACCACGUAUAACUUGGAAAAAAGAUGGAAUAAUACUUAAAAUGGAAGAUAAUCAUCAUCAUGUCAGUCAAGCUGGAGAUUUAUAUAUGUUUAAAGUUCGAAAACAGGAUGAAGGAUUUUAUGAAUGUGUUGCAGAAAAUGAUAUUGGAUUUGCUUCUGUCUCAAUGCAUCUGUCUGUCAGAGAUGCACCUUAUGGUAUUUAUCCCGGAGAUCGUUAUUUGGUAUCAUCUGUAGAAGAAGCACGGUUAGAAGUAGAGAAAGCUAUAAAUCAUACAAUUAAUCAGUUAUUUAAUAGUACAAGCCCUCGAAGACCUCCCGAAUUAUUACAUAUAUUUCGAUUUCCUAACGAAGAUACACGUAAUUUGAUUCGUUCUGCUGAAAUAUAUGAAAGGGCUUUACAGAUUGUAUGGAAUAAAGUUGAAAUGGGAAUAAAAUUAAAUUUAUCAGAAUUUUCAUAUUACGACAUUUUAUCACCACAUCAGUUAGAAUUGUUGGCAAACUUGUCUGGUUGUUUAGUUCAUCGACCAAAAAUAACUUGUUCCGAUAUGUGUUUUCAUAAAAAAUACAGAACAUACGAUGGUACUUGCAACAAUUUUGAUAAUAUUAUGUGGGGAGCAUCAUUGACUCCAUUUCAACGUCUUCUUCCUCCAAUUUAUGAAAAUGGAUUCAAUACGCCAGUAGGUUGGACUCCUUCAAAAUUAUAUCAUGGAUUUCGAAAACCUAGUGCUCGUCUGGUAUCUUCUGAAAUAAUAACUACAGAGAAUAUAACACCUGAUUCUGAAUAUUCUCAUAUGCUUAUGCAGUGGGGUCAAUUUUUAGAUCAUGAUUUGGAUUUUUCUCUUCCUGCUGUUAGUCAUGCAAGUUUUGUAGAUGGUGUAGAUUGCAGUGUAUCUUGUGAAUAUUCUCCUCCCUGUUUUCCUAUUGAAGUUCCACCCGGAGACAAAAGAAUUCGGAAUCAUCAGUGUAUGGAAUUUGUUCGAUCAAGUACACUCUGUGGAUCAGGUUUAACAUCUUUAUUUGUUCCCGAAAUAAUGCCUAGAGAACAAGUCAAUCAACUCACUUCAUUUAUUGAUGCUUCUAAUGUAUAUGGUAGUACAGAAAAAUUAGCUCUUCACCUCAGAGAUCGUACCAAUGAACUUGGACUACUAAGAACUGGACUUGUCAUGCACUCUGGAAAACAUCUUUUACCAUUUAAUGAUGGCCAACCUGUUGACUGCAAGCGAGAUCAUCAAGAAAGCAGUAUGGACUGUUUUCUUGCUGGAGAUCAAAGAGCAAAUGAACAAUUAGGUUUAUUAGCAAUGCAUACUUUAUGGAUGAGAGAACAUAACAGAAUUGCUACUGAUUUGCAUUCCAUUAAUUCUCACUGGAAUGGUGAUAAAUUGUAUCAUGAAGCAAGAAAAAUUGUGGGUGCUGAAAUGCAACAUUUUACCUAUACUCACUGGUUACCAAAAAUUCUUGGGGAGAAAGGAAUGAAGAUGCUGGGUUCUUAUCAAGGAUAUAAUCCAAAUGUGAAUCCUUCUAUAGCUAAUGUUUUUGCUACUGCUGCAUUGAGAUUUGGUCAUACACUUAUUAAUCCUAUACUUUUGAGAUUGAAUGCAUCUUUUCAGCCCAUACCAGAAGGAAAUCUUCCUCUCAGAAAGGCUUUCUUCUCUCCAUUCAGACUUGUCGAAGAAGGAGGCAUAGAUCCAUUACUGAGAGGUCUGUUUUAUGCAGCUACCAAAUUAAGACAGUCUGAUCAAAUUCUUAAUUCUGAACUGACAGAACAUUUAUUUGCAGGUUGCAGGAUGGGUGCUGAAGCAGUGAUUGCUCUUUUUGAUGCUACUCCUGAAUCAGAAGCUUGUGUUAUUUCACUAGCUGGAAAUCAAGCUGUUCGUCUUCCACUAAUGAAAUGUGUACAAAUGGNAACGUUAGAUGGCAUUUGCACAUCCAAGCCCAUUACAUCAUAA